Messenger RNA from Plasmodium vinckei vinckei, 3810 nucleotides. RefSeq names its product conserved Plasmodium protein, unknown function. The record is from RefSeq and is a predicted model, not a curated record. The coding region runs from base 1 to 3810 and encodes 1269 amino acids. NCBI's taxonomy places the organism in Eukaryota, Apicomplexa, Aconoidasida, Haemosporida, Plasmodiidae. The transcript has a single exon.
AUGAAAAAAACAAUUAAUACAAUUACGAAAAAUUAUAUUGAGGAAUGCUCAAGUUCUCAAAACAAAGAUGUAGAUAAAGACACAUUCGUUUCCAAUAUUAUAAAUAGAGGAAAAAGAGAAGCAGAAAUGCAAAAUUUUGAUGAAAUAAAAGAGCAUCAAAAUAAUAUUAAUUACAUCAAUAAAUAUUUAACAAAAAUUUUUAAUUUCGAAAAAGAUUGCCAAUCAUCAUUAUCAAAAGAGGAUACCACAAAAGGUAGUAGUGGAAGUGAUGAUUUUAGUGAAACACUUUCAAAAAUGUUUACAAAAAAUAAUUCAAAUAUUGAAUGGGAGCUAGACAAUACAUAUGAAUUUGAAACAAUGGAUGAUAACAAUUAUUUGAAAUUAGAGUCUUCUCUAAGUAAGACAAAUCCAGAAACAUUAAAUGCUAAAAACAAAGAAAAUAUUAUUAACAAUAUAAGCAAUUUAAAAUUAAAAAAGGCAUACACAAAUGGUGUUGACGGAAACGAUAAUAUAUUCUCAAGUAAAUUGAAUUUGAAUAAUUUUAAUUCAUUCAAUGAAUGUGAUAAUUUAGACAAAUGCUUUCCCGGCAAUGCUGACGUUUUUAAAUUUAAAAAAGAUAAUAUACCAAAUAAUGAAAUAAAUGCAAAAUAUCAAAGUUUAAAAGAACCUUCAUAUCAACACAUAAAAAACAAUAAUUAUGUUAACAAGGUCGAUGACAAUUUGCUAACAAGAAUUUUGCAUUCUUUAAAUGAAAAGAAUGAUGAACAAAAUAAUGAUUUAGAAGUAAGAAAUUUCUCUAAAAAAAAUGAUAAUUGUGAUCAUAGCAAUUUUAAUCCAAACAACUUCAGUAUGAGUGAUAUUAAUUCCUAUGAAAAACAUAUGUCAAAUGGGAACGGUUUAAAUAACAAAAAUUAUAAUUCACAAGAUAUGGUUGUAAACACUCUUAAUCAUUUAAUAGAAAAUUAUGUAGGACAUGAAAAUAAAAAUUUGGAUCAAAUCUUUAAUGGAAAAGAUAAGAAGAAUGAUGUAAUAAAUAAUAAUUUACAAUCACCACAAAUGAUAGCAAACAUGUAUGAGGAUAAAAAAUUGUUGUCUGAAUUAAAUGAAUUGUUGUCUUCAAACAAUGCGAAUUCUCAAACAAUUAACAAUAAUAUACAUAAAUAUCAAAUUUUAUUAGAAUAUAUUAACAACAAAAUUGAAAAAGAAGCAACUCAUAAUAUUAAUAACAAUUUUACAAAAAUAAACGAAUUUGAUAGGGAGCUUAUGGAAAGACAAAAUAAUGCAAGUUCCAAUGAAAAUUAUAGCCCUAGACCUAAUCUUGCUUAUAAUCCUCAAAAUAGUACAAACAGGAUUGAUAAUGAAAUAUUUCUCGGUCGUAAUGAUAAUAAUAAUAUUUCAAUGAUUGAUGUAUUAAAAAGUAAGAUAAAAUUUAUAUUGGAAAAUGAAAAUAAUGAUUAUUUAUUAACUAAGUAUAUUAUAGAUACCAUAGAUGAGUAUAACAAGAACAAAUAUAAUAAGGGCGUGAAUGUAAUAAAUGCAGAAAUAGGUAAUAAUAAUAAAAAAUCGGAUGAAAGAUCAUUUAAAGAAAAUGGCAAUAUAAUAAAUUACAAUCAUGAUAAUGUAAAUUUUAGUAGAGUUAAAGAUGACAAAGAAUAUCCAUUUGUAAUAAAUAUAAACAAUGAGAAUUUAUAUAAUACUAAUAGGAUGAUGGAUAAGCAAAAUGGAUCAUAUAAUGAAGGAGUAGGCAAUAAUUCAGAAGGCAUUAAAUUUAAUAUUUCUCAUAAUGAAAAUACUUUGAACAUGUGUAAUGAAACAGAUAGUGUCAAUACUGAUAAUUUUAAGUUAUUCCUGAAAAACAGGUUAGAAAUAAAUGAAGCAAUACAUGGAAAUAAUUACAACAUGGAUAGCAACAAUAGAGAUCUAAAUAGCUGGGAAUUUAACUAUGAUGAACUUAAUCGUAUUGCUAGCACAAAAAGGGACGAAUCUGCACUAGAACCUAAUUUAUUAUCAGUAAGGAAUGAAAACAAAACGGUAAAUAGUAAUAUAACAAGCAGCUAUAUGGAUAAUAAUAGUAUGAUUAACUCCAACAUGGGGAGCAAUUACAAUUAUAAUAAUGCAAUGAUGGAUAGUUCAUUUUUUAAUAUGCAAAAUGAGAAGGUUGGUGAACAAAAUAAUGAAAACAUAAAGGGGCUAAUGAAUGAAUCCCUUGAAACAUAUAAAUCAAUUUUUCAGCAUCCUGUGCAUUUAUUAAACAAAAAUAAUAUAGUGGUUGACUUGGAUAAUUAUGAAAAAAACUCACGAACUGAUGGGUUUCAAAAUAAUUCUGUUAUUUCAAACUCGAACAAUGUAGAAAAUGGGAGCAUAAUAAAUGAUGUCGACACGUUUGGGCGCGUUAAAAGGGAAUCGGAAUAUAAAAAGAUUCAGACCGAUUAUUAUGCAGCAAUAAACUCGUCUAAAAAUGAACAAAAAGGCAACGUAUUUAAUGAUGAAUAUAGUUUUUUCUUAAAAAGCAAAAGUGCUGGGACAAAUAAUAGACCGAAUUAUGAUAAAUAUAGUUAUGAGACGAGAGGAGAAAGCUAUUUUCAAAAUGAUGGUUCUUAUUGGGAAGAUAUUAAUUUGAAUAUUAGACGAGAAAAAUAUGAAGAUAAUGAACAAUGGAAUACAGUGAAAAAGGAAAGCAAUAAAUUUUUGGAUAAAGAAGGGAAAAAAAAACUAUCAUUUUUUUUAAAAAAAAAUAAUUGUUCAAAUAGUGGAAAUGAAACAAAUCCGGUGUGGAAUAGAAAUAGAAAUUCAGUAAAUUUAUCAAGGACAUCUCCAAGAUUGUCAUUCCAUAAUAAAUUUGAUGAACUAAGGAAAGGACAUACCGAAAAUUUUGGCAGUCCUGCAAGCCAAAAAUUAAGGGGAAGAUCAUUUCUAAAUAAUGCAAAAGUUUCUAAAAAAAAAAAAUCCACAGAAAUAACUGAUAAGCUAACAAUGGAAGAAUUAAAAUCGAUGUUAACUGAAAAAGAUGAAUCAAAUUUAGAGAGCUUAUUGCAAUCAUUGUAUGAUGAUAGAAUAUUACCUUUAUUAAUUAAUGUAAAGGGGAGAGCAGAUGAAUUUCAUUUUACAGAUAUAUUAAAAAAUAAUAUAAAAGAAGCUUAUAGUUUAUUUCCAGAUAAAUAUAUAAUAAAAAAGAAUACAGAUGGUGGGGAAGAUUAUGUAAUAUAUUUUUUAAAAAAAAAAGUAAAGGAUGAUUAUUUUUUUUCUACGAAUAAUUUAAAAGACAUAUAUAAACCCCAAUUAUGGAAAAGUUUUGAAAAAUAUUUAAAUGAAAUAGCACAAUCAGAUGAUUCAACAUUAUAUACAUUUUCAGGUGGUAGAUAUGGUAUGGCAAAAGAAUUACAACGAAGAAAGUUACCGUUUUUUGACGGAUUAUAUUUAGGAGAAUUAUGUCAUAUUGUUCAUUUAAGUACUAAUAAAAAAAUGAUAGCAUAUGAGAAUAAUUAUUUAAAACCAAUCAAUCAAUGUCAUAAAUAUACCAACGCCAAAUUAGGGAUUGCUAAUACUGAUGACAAAAAUAUGGAAAAUUAUAUUAUGACAAUAAGUGAAUUAAAACUAUAUAUGAACAAAUUAUUAAAGUAUUAUAAAGGUGGAUUUAACAUAUCUACGUUAAAAAAAAAGUUAAAGAAUCGUUUUAAUAAGCAAUUAUGUGAAAGUGUUUUUCAUUGUAUUAAAUUGAUAGAGGUUUUGCAACUGAAGGAAUUGAAAGACACGUGCGUAGUUGACUCUGAGCUCAAAAUAGUGAAAAGUGUCCAUGACGUAUUUCCAUAA